AUGGUUCAAGGACAUCUUCAUGUAACAAUUGUUGAAGCAGCAAAACUUGCUGAUAAAGAUCAACACACAUUUAAUGAUUCAUAUGUUGAAGUAUAUUUAGCUGAAGAUGAUAAACAAAAAACAAAAACAAUUAAAAAUAAUGAAAGACCAGUAUGGGACGAAACAUUUGAUUUUGAAUUACCAUCAACACAUCAACAUAUUCAUAUAGAAGUUUAUGAUGAAGAUGAGGGUAAAAAAGGAAAGUCAAUUGGUUCAGCACAAAUUAGUCUUGAUAAAGUUAUUAAAACUGGACAUUAUGAUGAUUGGGUACAAUUAUCAACUCUGUUUGGUUUUAGUAGUCAAGGUGAUGUUCAUAUUCGUAUGACUUUCGAAAAAGUAUCAGAUGACUAA
This is a messenger RNA of Adineta steineri, 390 nucleotides long. NCBI's taxonomy places the organism in Eukaryota, Metazoa, Rotifera, Eurotatoria, Adinetida, Adinetidae. The record is from the annotation of a GenBank genome assembly.